Amoebophrya sp. A120 is the source of this 4814-nucleotide messenger RNA. The record is from the annotation of a GenBank genome assembly. Lineage: Eukaryota; Dinophyceae; Syndiniales; Amoebophryaceae.
AGCCUUCAAGCCACAACCAAAAAAAGGCAUUCUACUGAUGCCGGGAUGAGCAGAUUUCAGCUUUUUUCAUAUGCUGGAGCUACUUAGUACUAAACUCACCAAAUUCUAUGCUCUAGUUUGAAGAUUUCGAUCAGAUUUCUGAACUCAUCUAAAGACCGUUACGGCUUCGAAUGUGAAACCGAUGGCAGCAGCGCAACGAACCUCUUCUAGCGGACGAUGUGCGUCCCCCGCCGCGGGGAGUAGAUCCUGCACCACGACAAGAUCUUCAUUGGCCGACGACGCCAUUGCAGCCCCUGAGACCAGAUGUAGUUUUGCAAGGGGGCCUUCAGAAGACCACAUCUCGCCACUAUUGAUGUCUUCAUCUAGUCCCAGCUCGCCUUCAUCGUCGCGGGCCGAGUCUAGUAAUCACCCGUCGAAGAAAAUGAAGACGCUUCUCGAGCAGUCGCCGGGCGAACACGAGGACGACGUAGAAGAUUACAACUUCACGGAAAGCUGGCAAGAACCUUCGUCGCCGGAGCGGGGAGCUGAACACGCAAUAGGGAUGAAUAUCAAGCAAUCGAGCGCUUCGGACGAUGAUAAUUUCUCGUCCCCAAGACGAAGAACCUCAAGAGACGCUGCGUCGUCGUCGUCAAGUAGCAUGAAGUCCAAGGCCUGCCACAAGAAGCCACUCGGGGUCGUCCACACGAGUAUGCUCUCCGACAUAGGCCGCAUCGCGCAUCUAGGUGCUGGAAGUCGGGGCAGCAGGCGGACGCAUUCUGCUAGAAAUCAUUACGCAACAACAACAGCGACCAGGUCGUGGACAUCAACUGGUCUUCCCAGUUCUGAUACUAUAUUUCCCGGCCGAUAUGAGGAAAUAAAUGUAGAUGAUGCUGGAGGUCGAAAUACCCGUGCUGCUCAGUUCGUGAAAAACAUCGCAAAUAACCCUUUGCUAUCUCACAGCACCUGCAGCACCACCGCAACGACAGUGAACAACAUGUCAGCGUCCAUGCAGGAUUUUUCUUUUGCAGCCUCCGUUCUGAGGAACAGCAACCACCUAGCCAGACAAUCAACAGACAGCGAAAGCAGGAUUCAGCUGCUGGAGAUCAAUCUGGCAAGGAAGCGCGACACCUUAAACACGGUGCUGGCCCGGUCCAGGAGGCACUUCCUGCAUUUGAGUUUUCGCUCCUGGGCGAGCUUUGUGUUGCUGGCGAAGAAGGUAUUUCUUUGAAAGAAGUUCUUGAUUACGCCUCAUUGACGUGCUUCUGAUGCAGGAAGACGAAGACCACAUCAAACUGCAUGCAAUCCUCCAUCGGUCGUGAAGACCGCUGUUGUAGUGCUACUCCAGGUUUAUUACUGCAUGACAAGGAUAGUACUUACGUGGGUGCGAAUCGAACUCAAAAGGUAACUACUACAGGUCUCCGAGCUCCGGCGCGUAAAGGAACAGCAACGGCGGCUGAAACUCGAAGCCUCGCUGUCAAAGUUUGCCGCUAACCAGUGCAAAAAUACGUGUGUGAUUGGAAAAUUGAAACCUUUCUGAUGCGCAGGUGCUAGCAGCAGUUUAAGUUUGCUUGUCAUGCAAGAACGCGAAGUGUCACUCAAGUUCAUCCAGUCAGGCUAUACUUACGCAUGCGCCUUCUAGCCGGGCAGAAAAUUCUCGUCCUGCUGUAGCUUGACCUUGACCGUGCAUGAACAGCAUUACACUGCGUUUUGACUUUGAGGUGACGCUGUCUGCAUCACACCAACACAAGUGGACGACCCUGGAUCUAAACAUACUGUAUUUGGGAUGCAUAUCUGCUCUGGUCGAAAACAAGCUGAAGUAUCACACGGACAAGGCCUUUCACGAAUUGCAAACGCACUCGGAUUUCUUUCGCUUUGGCAUGAUCGCCGCGAGUAAGGUGAAGAGCAUCGCGAGCAAAAAGGACGAAGAACUCGCGAAGCUGCAGACGAAACUCACGCGACUCACGCUGGAGUUGGCAAAGCGGGACAAGGAAAAGGAAUUUGACCUGGAAGCAAGACAAAGGGAAAAAGCCCAGCACGAGGAGAAGUUUAGGCAGCUGAAGCAAGAAAACGAAAAACAGCUGGAGCAGAUUUCGCUCGCAAGUCCAAUGUUGCCGAGUACUAGCAACUACCCCAUUGAAGAAGACGAUGAACACAAGAAGAAACGGAGGGUAAAGAACCUCUCCUGCAGCCCGACGAGCCUAGACGUGAAUAUCUUAGCAGCUGCUGUGCCGGAACAAGAUCCCGACCACGACGCAGCUGCUGCAUGGAAAAGCAAAAUGGAACACGAGCAAGCAUCUCUCGUCCAGCAAAAGCGGGAAGAAGAACACGAGCUUGUGGAGCGGCAGAUGAAGCAGCUCCAUGAAAAAGCGCUUUGCGAGUUGAAGCUGCAGUACGAGCUCGAGAUCACGGAACGGCUGAAGCACCAGGAGAACACAUUGCAACAAACUCUCCAACAGCGCCACGACGAGCAACUCGCGUCUCUGUCAGCGAAACACGCUGCCGAGCUGCAGCGCUACGAGACCCUCGUCGCGACCAAAAACGCCGAGUUUGGAAAGCAGACCGCGGCUUUGCUGGAGCUUCGGGCGACCACGGAGGGCGCGUUCCCGCAACUGGAAAAGAGAAUCAGACUGCUGACCGAAGAAAAGGGCAAGCAAGCGGAUUUGAUAGAAGGUCUCGAGAAGAAACUGCAGGAACAGCAGAAACAGUUCGAGUGGUGCCGUGAGACGGAAGCGGAAAAGGGACGAAAAGUUCGGGAGGAGUUUGAACGGGAACUGCACCAUGAAAAGCAGAAGGGCAAGAACGAGAGCGAGAAGCUGAACCUUGACAACCAAAAACUUCACCACGAGAUCCAACAGCUGUACAGCAAGGUGGAACUGGAGCAAACGCAAAGCAAGUUGGAGAAGGAGCUAUGCCUUUGCCAAGAACCCUGGGUGUCCUCCGGAAGAGUGCAACUUGUAAUGCUGCCCUUGGAGGAUGCAAAAAUCUGUCUUGCGUGAGCAGCAACAAGAGUCCGGAUUUUCUUACGCUGACGAGGAGGCAUUUCUCAUGCAAUAUAGGCAUCAAGAAGUAAAGUAUUCCUCGCAAGAGCUGUGAUGCUAGGGGAAACUACAUCCCAGAUCGAUCAUGGGCCUUGCAAAAUGGGCAUGAAAUGUUUUGCAAACUUCCAGAGGUGGACCACCCAGAUACAUUUGCAAUGCAUAGGAGCAGAUUCAGCACAAGAUCGAGAUUUUCUCCCAGCAGAUCGAGGAGCAGAAAAAAGUGAUGGAUCUGGAAAGAGAUCAGUACGACGAAAUGAACGAGGACCUGACAAAGCGGGCGUCUUUGCUCCAGCAAGCCAACUUGCAACUUAAAUCGGUUUUGGAAAAGAGGCAGAAGGAAGCCACUAUUUCCCUUGCCGAGAAGCAGCAAUUAGUGGAACACUUGCAGCAACAAGUUUGCCUCCUCCAAGCGCAGCUGACGGAUGCGGAAGAAAAGGGGUUUCAGCUGCGGAAGCAGUGCGCGGUGGAAAGUAACAACUGUUCCAUGGUGAAUCAGAAGUGCGAAGAGUAUAGUUCAGCGCUCGAAAGAGUCAGAGAAGUUCUGCUGCGGGAGGUGAGAAGAACAAGAACUACACCGGACGAUGAAAUAAAGAAGAACUGUGGUGUGGAAGAUGAAACGCGUGCAAGAACGGACGACGUUGAGAUGGACGACGGUAUCCAUAAUUGUAGUGCUUUCAUCAGUUAUCAAAUCAACCACGAUGUUUAGCGACGAAUGAUCCGUGCUCGACGACUAUGGAUAUAAGUACUUGGGUCUCGUCAACAUACCAGGUAGUCGUUUAAUCAUUCAUUUCCACGACCUAUGAAAUGACGAUUGAAAAACAACCCCAGGAGCCGCAACCUCAUUUCCGCCCUUACCUUCCGACGCCACUCCUGUUGAAGCCCUGUUACAGAACGUCCUGCUAGGCUUCAAGAAGAAAAUCGAAAGCAUGGAAGCUGCUGCGGCGCAACACUGUUCGUCCAAGGACGAGGAAGUUGCAGGGGAAAAAUGUACCACGAGAGUAGCUGCGGCCGUCGCCGUUGCCUGUCUAUCCAUUGCAAACAUGUCUGGGCCUGGAUGAAAUAAGUACUUACAUUACACAUGCUUGUGAUGAUGCAGGUUUUGCAUGAAGCAGAGGAUCCAGAUGUCAUUAACCUGACAUGCACCAGAAUUAUCUGGAACGCACGCAAAAACAGUAUGUACAGGUUUUGCGCAGGCUUUUCAAAAAUGUCUAUCCCGAACGGUAAGUUUUUCGCUCUUCCCGUAGCAAGGAGUGGGCAGCUUUAUGUGGAGCUCAUCUUGCAGUAUUACAGAUUUUGGACGUGAUGUGGUCGUGCGUUCUUCCAGAUCCAGAGCUCCCAGAUUGAAAUUUGCAAAAAUGCAUACGUUCCAAAAGAUGACAACUCCGACACGAAUUUCAACGAUGAGGACGACAAUUGGAAUGCGGGAGCGGAACUAGACGCGUACGCAGAACUGGUGGAGCAGCUGCAGGCGAAAUUAAAAGACACGAAGCUGGAACUGCUGGAUGUCACGAGGGAACGGGACAGAUUGUUGGUGCUCAACAGGAAUCAUUGUGCAGCCAACGAGUGUGCAGCUUAGGUGAUUGGAAAUAACGACCACGCGUUUUUGAUCUCUUGCUCUUCGAACAACCCAUCGGCCCGAACGUCACCAUGUUCGUUGACUACAAAACACUUUCGGUUGCGCUUCAUCAAUAUUUUAUUUCAGUUCUUUGGACAAACAAAAAGGACCAAGUAGCACAAACGGAAACCUAUGUAUCUUCCUGCACCUGUUGCUUCAAAUGAAGGCCAACAAGGCCCCAC